Messenger RNA from Zootoca vivipara (common lizard), 4265 nucleotides. NCBI's taxonomy places the organism in Eukaryota, Metazoa, Chordata, Lepidosauria, Squamata, Lacertidae. The record is from RefSeq and is a predicted model, not a curated record.
GAGAAGCAGGAAGUUGUAUACUGUUGGUCCCAGGCCUGGCACUGACUUCAUGCUCACUCCAGCAGGUGUUUACUUAAGGGGGUGCAGCAUGCCUGCUGAAAUAUAAAUCAAUAUAACAAAGCUGAAGUCAUCUCAUUGGAUUUAGCUGGCAAAUAUUCAUAUGACAGGGUUUUUCUAGGGGGAGGAAACCAGUUUGCCAUUCUGUCUCUGAAGAGAUAACAGCAUUAAAAAAAACCGGAAGCACGGAUACUGGAAGAUCACCUUCACAGAAGCACUGGAAGUGUUUGGCUUUGAAAGAGGACAGGCCGUUGGAAACUGUGCUGCCUGGAGAGACUUGAGUACAGAGAAGAAGAAGAAGCGAUGACUUGUUUGGCUCUGGAUGGGGCUAGUCUGCUGUAAAGAACCUUCCCAUGUAAUGCUGGAGCUCACCGGAGCUCAGGUGGGAGCCUGAGUGGUAAGAAAAGGCACAGCAAAGGCACUGUGUGCUAGCAGCAAAAUCCCACUGAGGAAAGGAACAGGAACCCAAUUCCUGAGAUGUACCCGAGGAAACCUGAGCCAGGUGUGCCAAAGCCAGAGAGAGCAGGAAAUGUGGCUUCCCCUGUGAAAUUUAAGAACCAGGACUUUGUUCAGUUGAGAUACCAGUGCCUGAAUCAUGGUGUUCUUUUUCAAGAUGAGACAUUCCCUGCAAACCUCACUUCCAUUGGACCCUUGCCCCUUCUAGAGAACCCAUAUAUAAUCGAGUGGCGGAGACCAACUGAGAUCCUCUCAUACCAGAACCCGCUUUUGAUUGUGGAUUCUGUGAGCAGAUUUGAUAUUCUUCAAGGGCCUAUAGGUGAUUGUUGGGUUCUAGCAGCUCUUGGUUCUUUGACCUUACAACCACGGUUCCUGGAAAACGUAAUUCCAAGAGACCAAGGAUUCCAACACAAUUAUGCAGGGAUUUUUCAUUUUCGGUUCUGGUACUUUGGAGACUGGCUGGAUGUGGUGAUAGAUGACCGACUGCCUUUUCGCAAUGGAGAAUACUUAUCCGUUCAUCCCCGGAGCAGAAAUGAAUUCUGGCCGCCACUGCUUGAAAAAGCCUACGCCAAAUUGCACGGUUCCUAUCGGAAGUUGCACAUGGGCUACAUUUCUGAGGCUUUAGUGGACUUCACAGGCGGGGUCCAGAUGUCUUUCAACCUUGCUCGCCCUUCCUCUUACCUGUAUGAGGUAGUGAAAGCCGCUGCCAAGUCAGGUUGCCUCAUGGGAUGCGUCACUCCUCCAGAGAACGGUGCGGUAAACGAGAAGAAUGGAAUUGUUCAAGGUCAUGCCUACACUGUUGUGGAGACUGCAGAGGUUCCCUAUAUGGGUAUGACGGAACGUUUAAUUAGACUUUGGAAUCCUUAUGGUCGUAAGGAGUGGAUUGGAGCUUGGAGCGAUCGUUCCAUGGAAUGGGAUCGAGUCCCGAAGCAAUACAAGAAAUAUCUGUAUGAAGACAAGGAUAACGGCGAGUUCUGGAUGUCAUAUGAAGAUUUCCAAGAACAUUUUUUAUUAUUGCAUGUUUGCAAUAAUGUGCCAACCUUCCUAGACUUUGGAGCACAGAGGAGCAACAUGUGGUCUGUGCAAACGCAUGUCGACAGAUGGGUUCAAGGGCUCUCCCCAGAAGGUGCCUUUUCCAGAAACCCUCGGUAUUUAAUCCAGGUGCAGGAGCCGGACAUGAAAAAUUACAAUGUUGUGGUAUCACUGACACAGAAACUUGUCAAUGAUACAAGGAGUCCACAACCUCCAGGCAUUCGUUUCGUAAUACUCAAGGAUAGAACUACCAUUUACGACGAGGGAUUCAUAAAAGAACGAGAUGCCACUACGAUAUUUAAGUUCAGCCCUGGGACCUACAUCAUUAUUCCAGAAAUAUCACAAGGAGGCCAAGAGUCAGAAUUCAUUCUACGAAUCUUUCUAAAGAACCAAAAGAACUACAGGGCACCAAAUACUGAGCUGAGUCCAGUAGUAACAGAGCACAAUCCUAUGUACUCAGAAGUAGGUCCCACCACGGAAGCUGGAACUUACCGCCAGGUUGUGCCCAAGUGGAAUCAAGGCAACUCCUAUGAAAACAUCUUCCUAAGAUAUGCUAAUCAGGCCCCCUACUUGGAUGCCUCACAGCUGCAAGGAAUUCUGAAUGAAAUAGUCCAGAAAGAUCUAAUGGCCAGUUGGGGAAGCGGAGAUGGAUUCAGCUUCGAUUCGUGCAGGAGCCUUUUAGCUCUGAUGGAUGUAUCUUUUCAACAAAUGCAAUAAACCUUCCUUACGCUGCCCUUCCUUGCUUUGAGUUAUGGAUGCGCUUCCCACUGCAGGAGCCCCGCAAGGAAAUAUUUGCCAUGAGAUCUGCCCACUGCAUAUGCAGAAAUGGCCAAACUCUUCCCUCUAAGGUCCCCUUUUCGAUUAAAUGUCAGGUAGGAAAGGGAAGGUCAAAGCAACCCUCUCCUGAAACACCUGAAAUGUUGCCCACUUCUGUAAAUCACUUCCUAUCAGAACCUAGAUACGGUCCAAUCUUCACACUUCCAUACAAGAAGACUUUGUGUUGCAUAGAAAAGCCUAACUAUCUGACUACAUUUCAUGCCCAGACUUGUUCUGAUGUCUAGGAGAAAGGGAAGACAAAUGUGAUAGAAUUUAUGCUCACACCAAAGAUCCCUUUUGUUCUACUUUUCCAAUGUUGUCUUGUUAACAGUAAAAUCACUGCGUGAACUAUCUAAAUAGAAGACGCAGGUAAAACAGGAUGAAUAAUAGUUCACUGGAUUGUCAAUACCACCACAACCAUUCCCCGAAAAACCAAGCAAAAAACUGUGAAGCAUGUUUCUCUUUUACAUUUGCCUGACUUUGAGUAAGUUGCCUAUUACAACUGGUCACCAUAGCUGCUUAUUUGCUUUUGGGACGAGGAGUACGCAAUAAAGCACAUUGUUAAUCUAAUGCGGACUCUCACAGCCAAAGUACCGGUUCAAAUACCAGGCAAGGCAGCCUGUUCCAGACUGUUGCACUUUUGCGUAUGAAUCAGAAGAAGGGAACUUGCAUGCUUGAACAUUCUCCCGUGUUAAAAAAAAAAGUGACGACCUGCAUAUGGAAAGCAAACAUGUCAGACAGAAUCUAACCCAGCCUUUUCCUGAUACGCUAGAUUUCUGAGUGCAGUGAGGAGUUCAUCAUACUUUUGGUGUGCAUUUCUUCUUAAAAAACAGUUUUUGUCCCCAUAUCUGCCUAAUAUAUUGCAAUUUUGUAUAUGCAUUUUUGUAUACAUUUUUCGGUUGGAGGACUGCAUUGCAAAAUUUGGACAGAUGUGCAUUCCAAAGGAAGGGCAGAAUUCAAUUCACAUAUUGUUUUGAGAAGUGCUAAUUGGAUACUUUUGCAUUAAGAUGCAAACAGGACCAAAUUUCUCCUCCAUUCCUAGGCAAUGAUGGAAGUCUUUUCUGUGACACCUAAGAGGGGUUUUGGGGGGAGAGAAAUCGAAAUAAUCAAAUAAUCGUGCUCUUUUUGUGGUUCUAAAUUUGUGGUUUUCAGUUUCCCAUCUCUAUCUCUUGGGCUAUGACAAGGCCCAAAGGGCAUUAUUGCAGUGUUUGAUAGAUGUUCUGUUCCAAAGUAAUUGCAGCAAUUAUUUAUUUCUGUAAAUCAUUUUUAAUAUUCCACUAUCAUUCAUGUCCAGGUCCCUUAAUAUUUUGAACACUUGAUGCAUAGAGAACUAAAGAUUGCCUUUAAACAAACUUGUUUGAAUCUGCCUCCCCUGAUAGACCGUACUUGGAAUGCUAAGGUCUGUUUGUGUAUUUAAUUAGCAGUGGAAGAUCUUACACAUUUGUUAAUCGAGUGUGAAAUAUAUAUGGAGCUAAAUAUAUGUUCUCCUUAUUGUUAAAAUUUAGAAGGAGAUUCAACCAUAGGAAAUGAAUGUAUUUACUGUCUAAGCAGAGCAGGUGUUUCACAUUCCAGAAGCAAAAAUUAUUGUAGCAACUUUUUUUUAAAAAAAAAGAUUGCUUGUGCUAGAUUUUGUUAGCAAAAACAAUACAGAAUCUUGUGGCACCUUAAAGACUAACAAAUGUGAUCUGGUAUAAGCUUUUGUGGAUCACAUUCCACCUCAUCAGUUACAUGAAGUUUUAUCCUGAGUUAUAGGGGAGUAUACAUGAGUUGGGGGAUUGCAAAAAGUGAAUCCAGAAUAGUCUCUGUGCAAAAUAAUAGACAAAAGAAUUGACACCAGGGACCCAGGUGGCGCUGUGGUUAAACCACUGAGCCUAGGGCUUGCUGAUCAGAAGGUCGGAGGUUCG